Molecule: messenger RNA, 786 nt
Organism: Racocetra persica
Lineage: Eukaryota; Fungi; Glomeromycota; Glomeromycetes; Diversisporales; Gigasporaceae
Source: the annotation of a GenBank genome assembly
AUGAUUGAUGAAUUCAAUUCAGUAAUAAGUGAUACUAAUGAAGCAAUUAAUAACGUUGAUUUUCAUUUAAAUAAUAGCAUCAACUAUUUAAAAGAAUUUAUUAUUGAGCGGGAAAAAAUAAUUAAACUAAUUGGAGAGCGUAAAGAAGAAUUAAAAAGGCAUAUGAGUCAAAGAUUUACUGCUAAUACUUUAGGACAUACUGCUAUACUAAGCGGUAAAGCUUUGGCAAUCUCAGGAAUAUGGUUUCCUCUUGUUUUGGUGCCAGGUUUUGUUAUAUCGGCUGGUGGUUGGAUGAGCGUUGCUAUUUCCGAUUUGGCUGCAAUUCAAUGCCUUGCUAAUGACAAAGAAAAAAGCCAAGUGUUAGAAAAUUCGCAGAUAAAGUUAAAAGAAGUUGUUGGAAAAUUCAAAGAAAUUUAUUCCCGCUUCGAAGAUUCAGAAUAUAGAGAACAGAAUAUUGAUAGUAAAAAAAUUGGAGCAAUCAAAAAUGUGAUGAAAAAAAUUUUGGGAGAAGAAAUUGAUGCUAAUAUGAGUUUAGAAGCUGAUGAAAAAACUGAACAUUCUACUGGUCUAAAGGCAUUAAGAGCUGCUGUAGAAGCCUUUUGCAAACUUGUGCCGUCUCCUUUAUCAUUUUAUUGUGUUUAUCGAGAUCAUAAGGAGGUUGAAGGCCGUACUUCCUUGGAAGAUAUGGAAAAGGCAAUUAAAAAUUGGGAGGAAAAUUUGACAGUUUUAAAAGAAAAAGAACAGCUACUAAAUAUAGAAUAUGAAAAAAUUAGUUGGUGUAAAGAG